This is a messenger RNA of Durusdinium trenchii, 5577 nucleotides long. NCBI's taxonomy places the organism in Eukaryota, Dinophyceae, Suessiales, Symbiodiniaceae. The record is from the annotation of a GenBank genome assembly.
AUGCGGGGCUUCUUCCAUCUCAAGGACGUCUCAGUUGGAUUUCCACGGAGAGUCGAAACUGAGGAUUCCCAGAACAGCCCCUUGAAGGGUCGCCUGCAACGAGCGCUGGCACUACGGCGUGCCAGCCAGACAGACUCUUGGCACUCUUGUUUCUUUGAAAGGAGCCAAGAAAGGAAGGCCACUUGCCACGUCGACAUCAUUGAGGGGCGUCCAGUAAGCAAGGCUGAGCGGGAGAAGUGGGACACAGCCUUCGCACGUUACCAAAUGGAUGGAGAGAUCCACAUUGACGACCUAAAGGGGGCGCUGGUGAUGUGUUCCUGGGCAGAUUAUGUGCUUUGUGCGUAUCAGGACGAGUUCUACCUUUUCGUAUGCCGUUUUGAAGCAGGGCUACAUGAGACCUACGAGUUUGAGUUCAGCCAGCUAGACACUUGUGGAGAGGGCACCAUUGAUGUGCUUCAGCUUGAACAGCUCCUGCGCCGCAUAGGGCAGCCAGUGCGCAGGUUUGUGCUUCGGGAGUUGGUGAUGGAAGUUGGCACCGACGGCGCUGGUCUCGUUGAUCUCAGUGGGUUUCGAAAGAUCCAGCAUCUCAUCCGGAAGCGUGAAGGCUUCACGACCAAAGAGCUGGACUCCUUUGAUCGGGUCUUCCAGCGGGUCGACCGGGACGGGAGCGACACGAUGAGCGCCAGCGAGUUCGCCAAUGCGUUGACCUGGUUGGGCUUCCCCUACCGAGCUGAGAAGCUCCAGGAGUUCCAUCGGCAAAGUGACGUAGAUGGGGAUGGCGAGCUGAGCGAAGGGGAGUUCAUUGCCUGCCUUCGGAGAGUACUGGAUGAGGAGAUGGAGCAAGUGGAGGCAUUUUUAAACAAAGCCCGUCCUUGCACAGGUGGCCGGCUGAAAGCCUUCAUCCACGGCUUGGGCUAUUCAUCCUCCCCGCAGGCGAUUCUGGAUACGCUAUCCGAGACGGUAGAUGUUGGGACACAGGUGGGUCAAGCCAGCUUGCAAGAGAUGACAUUGGAUCUGAGUGUGGACGACGUCUGCAAAGUAUUGAGUAGCUUGCGGGCAUGUGACGGCUUCACCUACAGUGAGUUGAGGGAGGUGAAGAUGGCCUUCAACCUCGCCAACCCGGAGAAGCAGGACCUCCAUCGCUUCAGAGAGCAACUGCAAGCUCCAGCCAUCAGCAGGGCUCUUAGAAUUCUGGGGCACCCUUUGCCUUUGCCAGAGAUCUUGCGGCUCAUUGCGGAGGCUGAGGAGGUGGAAGUUGAGACUCCUUCCAAAGGAAGGAGGCGAGAGCCAUGGCAGGUUGUGGCGGUGGUGGAUGUGCCUGAGUCAGAGUCUCUUCGGGUGGCUGGGCACAAGUGGGAAAACUACAUGCCGGGUAUUGCAGUGGUGUCGAGUGAGCCAGCAUUCUUGCAUUGUUUUGGCGCUUCAGACAAGGAGGAUAUCCUAUGCCUGGCUCCUGCUUCGAAAGGUCGACGUUGCCGCAAAAAGCGCGUUGUGGGAAACUACUGCAAGCAGCACUAUCAGGAGUGGUCAGCCUUGGAGAAGAAGAAGAAGAUUUGUGAUGCCGUGCCGAAGGACAACUGGGAGCAAGAGCAAUUGAACCUGGCUUUAGAAGUGUCUUCCCAGCAGAGCGCGGAAGCCAGAGAUGCUCUCAUUGUGAGCCAAGCUGCUGUUACCGCCCGCUUGCAGCAUGUUGCGCACAUGGAAGUGGAUGGCUCCUAUGGGUCCGAAUGCACAUUGCAAGCAGCAGCGCAUUUGUUCCUCCGGCCAGUGCAGGUCAUUGGGGAAAACCCAGAGAUAGAUCGCAAGUUUCUUCCUCCAGAGUCAGUUAUGGAGGAGAUUUGGGGGCCAGAGGUUGUACUGGCCUAUGUCGCUUGGAACCACUACGAAGCGACUGCUGCCUUGGCAAACGUCAAGACCCAGCUGGCGAAGCAGCUUCGGCGGACCAGCGGAGCAGCGACGAGCGGACGAGCGGACCAGCAGUGCAGGCAACGACCAGCGGAUAGCUUCGCCUUGCUGCUUCGCCGCUUGGCAUUUGGAGGAGAGCUACCUGAGUUGAACUGCUUCAUGUUGUCCGCCACCUUCGGCUUCAGUGUCCCCUGGUUGCAACAGUUUCACGUACGCAGGGUGAGGCAACAUGCGUCUUUCACAAGUGAAGCAGAUGUGCUCGGCGCGCAGGCAGCUUACAAUUCCCAGCUCCAUCUCUUACCAACAGCUCGAUUGCGGCUUCUCAUUAGCCAGGGGUGGUUUGCUUGGCGUCUCCUCACCCGGGUGCACCAAAGCAAUUUGGACCUAGCAUCUUUUGAUUUCUUGCGGCCCAUGGAGGACAUGAUUGGCUUAUUCUUGCCGCAGUUGCAAAGAGAAUUUGGCAGGACUACCUUGGAGGAAGCCCAAAAAGCCACGAUGCGCUGUGACGUUGUUGUGCUCGAUGGCAAUGCAAAAAAUCGUCGAGCUGUUUGCGGGGCCUCAUUGGCCGGAGAAACUUUUUCCAAGGAAUUGCGCCGGGUGGUCCGCCACAACUGUGCCAAUACUCCCGCUUUUCGGAGAUGCUUCUGUCCCGCCCAUUGCAGUCAAGAUGAUCAAUUCCAGGAAGUGACCAUUCUUCAGCACAAGCUCAUCAAUGACGGACAGUGCUUGAUGGUCUUGCUGAAAGAGACUGUGGAGCCUCAAAGAGAAGCUUGGGUAUCCGAUUCUGCAGUUCCAGCGUCUGUCCUGUCCAACUAUUUGCAGCAAGUGGGCGAGGCGAAGUUGAAACCCAGCAAACGCCCACGGCGAGAAGAGGAGGCAGACGGCAGAGGCGGCUCUUCCUCAUCGCUUGGACCUUCGAUGCUUGCGAGUUUAACGUCGCAAGAGAUUGGGCGCUCGUCCGACCCAACAGAUUUGCAGUGCGUGACUUGCUGCACACACAAGGAAGGCAGCGCCGCUCAAAGGCAGCUUGCCAAAUCUGCUGGAAUGUUGUGGGCGUGUUUGUCUGAGGGUUUGAUUUUGCACAUGCAAGAAAUCUACGGCUGUGAGUCGUUGAGCCAGAGAUACCUAUGUCUGGCGUCUGUGAAAGCCCUCUUGCCGUCCCUUCGCGUGGUGGUCCACGAUGAUGCUUGCCAUUUGCACAAGUACGAUUCAGAAGCUGCUGCCCAGAUAGCCCCGCCAGAGAUGAAGUACGUGUGCGACAAGUUCCACAUGGCUGGCCAUACCGAUGCUUGGUGUAAAGAGACGUUUCUGGGGCCCUUGUCUGGAGCCCACGAAGACAGACAGUACAUCCCUGCCAUGAAUUUGAUGUGGGAUGAAGUGGACAAGUGCUUCGACCCAAGCUACAUCCUUGGAGAAGCUGGGCACCGCUUCUGCCAAACAUACGCUGUUAGGGCAGCCCAUGCAGAAUUUCCUUACGCCCUCCACUGCUUGUCGCUGAUGUGUGCUCUUGUGAACGGUGCCAAAGUGGCUGUCUUUGCUACCUCGCCAUCGCCUUUGACGUUGGUUGCAAUUAAUGUCAACUACGCCCAGACGAGAAAAUCAUCCUUGACAGGACAUGCAGAGGCUUGUGGGCAGGAGUUGGACGCAGUCAUCUUGACGAACGCGGAGUCCAAGCUGGCGACAUAUUGUGUGGAAGAAGGAGUGGUUCCAUCGAUGCUCGGGCGAUUGGAACCAGGUGGCCGAUGCUGGUUUGGCUUGCUGGGGAAUUUUGAUGAGGCCUACGACUUCCUGCUCAGCUUGGGUCUCUUGUCCGAUGGGCCUGCGUCCAAGGAGAAAGCCAAGGCAAGGGUGAACCCGUACCAGAGUGCCUUCAACAAGCUCUUGCAGUUUGGAACCAGCGCUCGCGCCACGAAAACGAAUGGGAGCUAUGGAGAGAAGCUUGCUAGAACCGUUAGCGUGGGGAUCACUUGCAAUAUGCACCCUGCGCAAUACAUCCCUAUGGAAAGAGGUGAGGUUGGUUGCCACGCAGCUUCCCCCAAAGAACGGUUUGUCAUCUCCACUGGCCGCCCUGUGCAGCCGCAUGAAGACAUGCCGGCAGAUUUCUGUUGCCCUCCAGGACAGGUGUUCUGCGCGAUGGGUGUUGUGUUAAAGCGUUUUGGAUUCUGUAAAAUCUGCUCACAUUCUUUGCUGGAUUUGUUUAGCGCAGGAGUUUCCCGGCACCGAUGGGUUCCUCUCACAGCCGAAAUUGCAGAACUGCUGGGCAUAGCCAAAGAGGCUGCUUCGCCAGACGCCGCUGCUCAGGAGUGGAAAGACGUUGGCCUUGAAGAUGAAAAAGCAGUGCAGCUCACCCAGAAUGCAGCGGGCGACUAUGUCCCAUCAGAAGAUGGGUACCCUGUGAGGCUCUUGGAUGGCAAGAUGAGCCGCCUACGGUUCAAACGUUCUCCUGCGUCGACGUCUGGGUUUGAAGCUCAGUGGCGCGUUGCCAACAGAAGCUUUGCCAUUCCAGCAGAGUGCUCCCUGACGGCCGCUGUCUCCCGAGUGACUGCCUACUUCGACCAACCUCACCAAGUCAUUGCCCUCACUCCGGAGGCGGAGUCUUGGCACAUGUCCUACCAAGGUGGAAUGAAUGUGCAAGCCCAUCUGUCUCGCGAAUCAGGGGAUGUUCAGGGUGGCGCUCGCUUUGGAGCCGCUCCGUGGCAAGUGGGAGUUUUGGCGGCUUUGCUCCUGGUGUUUGAAAUCUUUGUGGGUGCGCGCAGUGUUGAAGCAGGGAUUUGCAGGUCACUCCAGAUCAUUGCCAAAGGGCCUAUGCUCUGCUCCAAUUGGUUUCUUGGCACUUUGUUUCUUGUUUGUUUAUUUUCAAAAACCCAAGAUCUGUGGUUGGCGCUAUAUUCGCGAAUUCAGGUCCAGAAGCUGAAGCAUAUUGCUUUGGGAGAUGCAGCCGCUAGCCCAGACCAUUUUCCCCAGCAGCCAAGUCCGCAACCUGCUUUCGAUUUGGCAACUUUGCGUGUUCCUUAUCAGACGGAAGAUUUUGCUUCGACCCAGCAUGGUCCCGGACUUCGACUUCCCCAAGCUGGCGAGGAAGAAGAAUUUGAACUUGAACCUGAAGAAGAAGAUGCGGAACCUGGGCCCAACUCGCUUGAAAGGCCUCCAGACAGCGUGGCCGAAGUCGUGGAGGACCUACCGCCCCAAGAUCCACCCGCAGGCGAAAAGCCGCUGGUUCUUGAUGAAGUGCGGGCAAGUGAUUUUGGUUUUGGCGAGAAUGGCGUCGCAGUCCAGCCUGACGGUCUCUUCAGCCGUCACUGGACAGACCGGGCAAUCCUGAAGCACACCUUGCUGACCGGCAAGCCAAAGAUGACUCGCAAAGAAGCGUGUGACAAAAUGCGCACCAGCAGGGAGCAGGGCCGCCGCAAAGCGCUUCCGAAAGAGAAAUGGACAGCGGUCAUGGCGGCAGCCGCAGAGCAGCAUUCCAGCAUCCUUCAGCUCCAGGGUGAGACUUUGUGUUUGAAAGUGAUCCCAGACACAGCGCAGGGCAAGGUGAAGUACCACAAUGAACUGAUGAGGGCUUGUGGGCUGACUUUGCGGGAGCUGGUGGCCGCCAUGGAGAAAGCAUCCAGCAACCAGGAAAGGAAGCGCCAGGAAGAUCGGCGCAAACGGCCCAGAGAUGAGGAGUGA